Molecule: messenger RNA, 2139 nt
Organism: Exophiala bonariae
Lineage: Eukaryota; Fungi; Ascomycota; Eurotiomycetes; Chaetothyriales; Herpotrichiellaceae
Exons: 1
Coding region: 1-2139 (712 amino acids)
Source: RefSeq, a predicted model, not a curated record
AUGGGUCCUAUAGAGCUCAAUAAGCGUCGCAUCUUCUUUCUUCUCGGUGGCAUCAUUGCCUUCUACAUUGUCUUUCACGGCUUAGCCUUUGGUGGUGAUAGCCUGAAAGACGUCGCUUCUCAUAUCCCCAUCCCGGGUCACCUCACCCCUACCGAACACAAACCACCUAUAGGUCAGGAUGAGGAUGAUAUCUGGGACUUGGGUCCGGAUCCUGUCUCUGUUGUACCUCCUCAAUCUCACCCAAGUGCUACACCCGAUCCCGAUCCCGAUCCCGCAAAGGCUGCCCAAUCUGGUUCCGCUGUACCACACAUCCAACCUACACCCACCGCUGCAACCACCCAUUUCGAUCUACAUCCAAUUGCGCAUUUGAUGGAAGAGGCAGAUAAACAAUGGAGGAUCUAUGAAACUGGUGCCUCUGCGACCUUCAGACAAACUGUCGAGAAGUACAGGAGUCGAUAUGGAAGACAUCCUCCCCCAGGUUUUACCGAUUGGUACAAGUUCGCUCGCAAGAAAAACGUGGUCAAUGUCGACGACUUUGAUCAGAUUAUGGACGACCUACGACCAUUCUGGGCCGUUAAGCCUUCCGAUAUUCGCGUCCAUGCCGCCCACAUGUGGGAGAAUGCCAAUUUUGGCGUGGCCGUCAUUCAUAUUCGUAAUCACAAAGUCAUUCGAAUCGAUAAUGGAAGUUGGAGAUCUGAUACAAUGGCCAAGGUCAUUGAAACCUUCAUCGAAUUUCUCCCCGACAUGGAUAUUGCCAUGAAUAGGCUUGAUCAACCACGUCUGAUAGUUCCAUGGGAAGAUAUGCAACAAAUGCUAAGUCAGGAGUACAAAUCCCGUGUCAUGCCCCCAGAAGUUGUGGAUAGCUUUACUCAAAAGCUUCCUGGUCUACUUGAUAUGGAUAUCGAAGAUAUGGCCAUGGACAAUUCCACUAGACUCAGCGAGGAUUGGUUCUUUCGUCCGGGAAAACAAUAUAUGGAAGUUGCCUCCAAGGCUUGUCCUCCAGAAUCUCCUGCAAGGUCAAAUAUGUCAAUCGCCCAGGCAGAUCAGCAUUACAAGGAAUCCUCCACCGGGCUGAUCAACAAUUUCAACCUCUCCUCCGAUCUGUGCACGGUUGGACCAGCAAUUCAGGACCUGCACGGCUUACUCUAUUCUGCAAGUAGCAUUAUAGCUUCCCAUAAAUUGGUUCCUAUCUUUGGAGAGUGCAAAGUCAACAUCAACAAUGACAUUCUCUUUCCAGCAAACAUGUACUAUCUACAUGAUGUCAGAUAUGACUAUAAUGCUGAAGAGGAUUUGGAUUGGAGGGACAAAGAAGAUAACAUCAUUUGGCGUGGUGUUACUUCUGGAGGUGUUCAGACCGACGAUAACUGGCAACGUAUGCACAGACAACGCCUGGUCCAACUGUUCAACGGAACACAUGCCAAGGAAACCAAUGCCAAAGCUAAGAUUUUGACCCAGAAGAGAUUCGAAGUACCACAACAAAACACCACUUAUGAGCCUUUUGAUAAAUUCAAACCUGAUCAGUUUGCUGAGCAACAUGGAGAUAUUGGCUUUGUUGAAGCUUGGGGCUGUGUACCAAACUGCAGCUUUUACGAUUCUGUCUUUUCGUGGAAACCACAAGUUUCACUCACUUCACAAUUCAAAUCGAAAUAUUUGAUCGAUGUGGAUGGUCAUUCCUUCUCUGGUCGAUGGCAUGCUUUCUUACAAAGUAAAAGCCUCGGCUUCAAAGCCACAAUCUUCCGUGAAUGGCACGAUAGUCGACUUUUCGCAUGGCGACACUUCGUCCCUGUCGACAAUCGAUACGAUGAUCUAUAUGCAUUGAUGACAUACUUCGUCGGCUAUGGAAAACCAAACAUGGAACAUGCUACUGAAGGACAUGAUCUCAACCCUCAAGUCUAUAUUGCACCCCACGCCAAAGAAGCUCAAACCCUGGCAAAACAAGGCCGUGAAUGGGCAAACAAAUCAUUGAGGCGAGAAGACAUCGAGGUCUACAUGUUCAGAUUGCUUCUGGAAUAUGGGAGAAUCAUGGAUGACAACCGAGAUCAUAUUGGCUAUUCUGGCGAUGGCAGCGACUUGGAUAAAUUCGAUGCUUCGGAGGGUAAGGGCGAGAGAAAGGGCUUGUGGGGUGUUGCUGGCUGGUAA